CUGUUGCCUUCCCUUCCCUACCCCGUCUACCACUGCUACUAUUUCCAAUAAUGGCAGACACAGUAACAUCACUGAAACGCCCAAGAGAAGAAACACAAGUAGUAGAAGAAGAAGAGGAGAUUAUUAUGGAGGAAACGAAACGUCAAAAACCCUACCAUCACAUACUCUCUAUUCUGGAAGCAGAGGAAGAAGAGCCUCACCUAGAUGAUCUCUCUUCUCUUAUCACAACCCUCCAGCAGGAACUCUCCUCCACCUCCUCCAACUCCAACAGCUCUACCAUUCCCUCAGAGGCUGGCUCCAUCGAUCCCCCAUCCAGUUGCAGUAGUGAGCCCAGCUCCUUGUCCUCGUCUACAUCUUCGUCUCCCCUGCUCUUCAAAGACUAUUCCGAGGAGGAGGAAGAAGAAGAGAAGGGGACGACGACGAGUUGUAGUAAUAUUAUGAGACAUCUUCUUGAAGCAUCGGACGACGAGCUUGGGAUUCCACAGACCCAGAUCAGAUCAGAAGAACUACACUUUGGUGAUGGUAGUAAUGAUGGUAAAGGAGUAACUGGGUUCUCUUUGUUUGGAUUUCAUGAUGAUGGCUUGUGGGAUUUCGAAGAUUUCACUGCUAACUACUAUACGCUUUUGCAAUCUGAGUUCUUCAUGUAGUAGUGGUAUUUCAAUG
This is a messenger RNA of Telopea speciosissima, 663 nucleotides long. RefSeq lists its product as uncharacterized. The record is from RefSeq and is a predicted model, not a curated record. NCBI's taxonomy places the organism in Eukaryota, Viridiplantae, Streptophyta, Magnoliopsida, Proteales, Proteaceae. Bases 51 to 647 code for a protein of 198 amino acids. The transcript has a single exon.